AUGUCCCGCUAUUCUUGGUUCUGGGGCCACAGUGAGGCUGACUCUACACAAAAUACAACAGACAAUAGUACUAGUAGCAGCAAUCACAACACCGAGACAAACGACUCUAUCCCCACUAUGAGUACUGCUACAAACAAUAUCAACAACACUCAGAAUUCAAGCAGUGCUAUUGAUACUAUUUCUAACAGUAUCGUGUCAAAUUCGCCUACCGAUAAAACAAAUGCUUUAACCAACGCAUCUCCUACCAAUAUAGAGACAUCUUCAGUAACCUCAGAGACAUUGUCAACCACAUCAACAUUAUUAGAGGACGACUCUCUUACCUCCAGUGCUAUUCCCAUACCGAAACGCUCAAGUAAUAGCAGGCGUACAUACGACGAUCAAAAAUCGAAAUCCUCGUCAUCGUUCAGAAGUUGGUGGUCUUCGUCAGCAAGCCGCUCUUCUCCGAUACCAUCGAACCUUCCAGAAAAAAGAGGUCUUCAAGAAAUAAAAGAAGGCGUAAAGCACAUAACCACCAACCCGAGUGAUCGACUAUUAAAUAUGUCUUCACACAGUUCUUCCACAAAUCCAACAACGGCUGUUGACAUGACAACAGUAAAAGCAGAGAUGAUAGAAAGGCGAGUACGGAAAUCAGGUAGCUCUUCGUCGUUAAGCAAUUUACUAGAACCAAGUCGUGGGAAACGAAAACGACGCACAGAGUCACAUCCCACAAUACCCGUUGAAUUCACCGGUGAAGAUAUGGUACGACAGACAUCAACCCAGAGUGCCCCCGAUAUUUCCAGCGAUUCGAAACGGGAUCAUGCACUAAUAAUAAAAGAAGAGACUAAGUUAUCGACUUCUAAUGCUUCCACUUCAUCUAGGUCUUCCUGGUGGAGGUUUGUAGGCGUUACAACAAAGGACGAUUCUAGCAAAGAACAAAGCGAUAAUAGCAAUAGUAUUACUGAGAAACCAGAAAAGGCAUUGCCGGCUACCAUAAAUAGUAACGAGUCAACAAAUACUCAGCCCGCCGUAUCUGAAGAGAAUGCAGUAAAGACUGAAUCUACCAAUGGACAUUCGGUUGCAAAAAAGAGAUCAGGUGAAAUAAAGCGUUGGUCUCUAUUUGGAACAUGGUCUGCCUCGACACCAGAUUUAACAGAACAAACUACAAACGAACAUUAUUCAAAAAGCUUUACUGAACCAACUUUUGCAGAAAGUUUAUCUUCGUCAUCACCAACUUCUUCGUCCUCCAAGCAAAAAGACCCAGCACAAUCGUCGUCAUCAACCACAAAUUCCAAUAGUACAGCACAACCUCAAAUGACAGAGAUAAGCCGUAAACAGAAAUCCCCACAACGCUCGACAUCAUACCCAAGGCAUGCAAUAAACCCAGUUGUACAAACCCUCCCCCAGACGCGUUCUUCAUGGCUACAUUUCUUUUCGUCAGACGCUGCAAAGUCGGCGGUCAAGAUAGAUAAUGGACCCGAUAGAAAGUUAAUAGAGUCAUCAGAGAUGAUAGAGAAAAAAGAACAAUCAAUAGCCUCGCCAACAAGAAUAGAUCAACAAGGUAAUAGACAAAAAACUAUCACAAAAGAAACAGAGGAACGCAAAUCACUAGAUCCCGUCCGACCACCGUCUCCAAAAGCAAAACCACCCAACAAAGUUCUACCGUCAUUCGAUGAAUUGCCUCAGUUCAAUUCACAUAGGCGCCCUGAUUCAUUCAUACAACAAACACUACACGCAAUAAACUCUUACUUAUUCCCACCUGACAGACAACCCAGCGGAAAGUUCCCGAGGUGGCUGGACGAAAUAACACGCUCGUCGGUGGAUGUCAAAAAGAUAGCAAUUAUCGGUGUGCACGGGUGGUUUCCAGAAACAAGGUUUGUGAGGACGGUAAUCGGCGAACCGACCGGUACCUCACCCAAGUUUUGCGAUUUGAUGCAAACGGCAGUAGUCAAUUACCUAGCACAGCACAAUACGUAUCUUCCCGAGGAUGCAAUAACAUUGAUCCCACUCGAAGGCGAAGGAAAGAUCGAUGCCCGAGUCGACAUUCUUUAUACAAACUUUCUACGCAACAAAGUGUGGCGGGAAGCUCUUCGUGCAGCUGACGUUGUGUUUGUGACCACGCAUUCUCAAGGUACGCCGGUAAGCACAAUGCUAUUGGCCAGGUUGAUAAGUACGAAAUACAUUCAACCAAAGAGACAGCGUAUCGGCAUGCUUGCGAUGGCGGGAGUAAGCCACGGACCAUUUUCCUUUUUGAAAAGCAAUUUGCUCGUAAAGUAUGUCGAAGCUGAUGCGGCGAGGGAAUUGUUCGAGUUUAUGGAGUCGGAUAGUACCGUUGUGAAAAAGUAUCGAGCAGCAUUGAAAAUUGUGGUUAACGCGGGUGUCAAGAUGGUGUAUGUUGCGUCGAUGGACGAUCAAGUUGUGCCGUUGUAUUCUGCCGUGUUUACGGGAAUUAAUCAUCCGUCGAUUCUGCGUGCAAUAUAUAUCGAUGGGCCGAUAUAUCAGGCUGAUGACUUUCUCAUGAAUUUAAUUGUCUUUGCCAUUCGUCUUCGAAAUCAUGGCAUUUCCGAUCAUGGUCUAUUGGUUCCAUUAAGUGAAGUCGUAGCUGGGUCUUUGUAUUGUGAAGGUCAUUCGACGUUAUACGAAGAUUUAAACGUCUAUAAUUUAUGCGUCCGCUAUCUCUUUGAAACCCCCCCUACUACGGCAAGUUCAAGUAAAUUGAAAUUACAACAGUUUCACGCACAGCACCGCAUCAAUCCUCAUUCUCUUCCAUGGGCUAUGCGCGGAAUAUUGGAAGAUAAGAGCAUACUUUCCUCGGAAACACUGUCGAGAGAGGUUGAGAAACUGAGAAAGCAAUAUGAAGAGUGGGACCCGACAAGUAAAUUAAUGAAGGACGUGAAAUUUAGAUUAGAGCCUUUUACGGAUACUUUUUUUAGCAAAAGCAAAUUAUGA
Messenger RNA from Paraglomus brasilianum, 2925 nucleotides. NCBI's taxonomy places the organism in Eukaryota, Fungi, Glomeromycota, Glomeromycetes, Paraglomerales, Paraglomeraceae. The record is from the annotation of a GenBank genome assembly.